Molecule: messenger RNA, 1374 nt
Organism: Papaver somniferum (opium poppy)
Lineage: Eukaryota; Viridiplantae; Streptophyta; Magnoliopsida; Ranunculales; Papaveraceae
Product: ankyrin-1-like
Exons: 12
Coding region: 1-1374 (457 amino acids)
Molecular function (GO): protein binding
Source: RefSeq, a predicted model, not a curated record
AUGAAAGCUACCCCUAUAAUUCAAGGGUUGACUUUGGAUCAUGUUAAAGGUGAAGGGAUUGGAGUACCAGAAGCGAUAAAAAAGCUUGUAAAAGAAGGUGUAAGAGGAUCUCUUCAUGUUGCUGCUUCAGGAGGAAGUUUAGAAGUUUGCAAAUACUUGAUUGAGAAUUUGAAACUUGAUAUGGAUACCAAAGAUGGAAAGGGUAUUAUAUCACCCCAUUUCUUUUUGACUGUUGUUGUUGCUGAUGAUGGUGUUGCUGCUACUGAUCCACCUCCUACUGGUGGUUCCAAGGACAUUGUUUCUCAAACUCCUGAGGAGAAACAGAAGGCCAUUGUCAAAUGGAUCGAUGAUGACUUUGACUGCAAAAACUACAUUCUGAUUUGUGGCACACCCUUGCAUCAUGCAGUUAUAAAAGGGCAUUUCGACACGGUUAGAUAUCUUCUUGAAAAGGGUGCCAAUGCUGAUGCGUCAAAUAAUAGGAAUAUCGCUGCUUUACAUUUUGCUGCAAAGUCAGGUGAUGCAAAGAUAAUAACCUUGUUACUUUCAAAGGGUGUUCGUCUAGAUAUUGCAACUAGGUAUGGCACUGCCCUUCAGUGUGCUGCUAGUCUUGGUCAUCGAGAUGCUGUUAAAAUGUUGUUGGAUCACGGUGCAAACCCUAAUGUUGUUAGUAGUGAGGAUGUGUUUAAACCACUAAUUUCGGCAAUUAUUGCCAAGUCAUGGGAAUGUGUGGAACUUUUACUGCAGGCAGGUGCUGACCCAAAUGCUGUGACAUAUGGAAAUACACCUCUGGUAUUUGCAGCAAGAGAUGGAAGCGCAGAUGUCAUUAAGCGCUUACUGGAAGCUGGUGCGGGUCCAAAUUAUAAGAUGAAUGCAGGGCUGACAGCAUUAGAAGUUGCCGCUGUUAAGUGCAAUUAUCAAAAUGUUGGGGUUCUUUUUCCUGUGACAUCUCACACUCCAACUUAUCCCGAUUGGAGCAUUGCCGGACUACUGAGGGAUGUAGAAUCUGAUGCAAAUGAAAUGCAGAGGGAAGUCCAUGAGAAGGAGAUAUUUCAUCAGGCAAUUACUGAAUUACAAAAGCAAAAGAUGCAUUCCAAGAAAAGCAAAGAUCCACCAGUACUGGCCAACAUGAGUGUCUGUUUUGCACGUCUGGGUGACGGAAACAAUUCGCUUGUUUAUGCCACUAAAUGCGUGGAUGCAAUGCCUGAAUGGCCGAAUGCAUAUCAUAGGUUAGGUGUGGCGCUCACUAUACAAAACAGAUAUGAUGAUGCAGCUGAUGCCUUCAACAAGGGUUUGACUCUUGAUCCGAGAAACAAAGAGCUUAAAGAUGCCUACAUGAAAGUUAUGGAAGCUAGAUUGAACUCUAUGAAAGUGUAA